AUGCCGAAGACUGUGAAGGAUACUAAGUAUUACAACAUCUUAGGAGUUAGUCCAGAUGCUUCGGAAAGUGAUUUAAAAAAGGCAUAUCGUAAAUUAGCCUUAAAGUAUCAUCCUGAUAAAAAUCCCGAGGGUGGUGAGCAAUUCAAACAGAUCUCUCAGGCUUAUGAUGUUUUGUCUGAUCCACAAAAAAGAGAAAUUUAUGAUGAAGCAGGUGAAGAAGGCCUCCAAGGUGCUGGUGGAGGAGGACCUGCUGGUCACAAUCCAUUCGAUAUCUUCAAUAUGUUCUUUGGUGGUGGAGGACCCAGAGAAAAACCAUCUGUAAGACCAAUUGUGCACUCAUUGAAGCUGUCAUUGGAACAAUUAUAUGCAGGAGUCACUAAGAAGCUCAAGAUUACCAGAGAUAUGAGAUGCCGAGAGUGUGAUGGCAAAGGAUCUAAAACCGCUACUACUUGUACUGGUUGCAAGGGCCAAGGAAGAAUAACGAGAAGAUUUCAUAUCGCUCCUAGUAUAGCCCAAACCAUGCAAACUACUUGUGAACAAUGUGCUGGACAAGGUACCGUCUAUUCGCCUAAGGAUAGAUGUAAGAAGUGUAAUGGUGAUAGAAUGUUACACGUAGAAGAAAUUAUCACAGUCGAGGUUCAUCCUGGUACUAAAGAUGACGAGAAGUUCAGCUUCGAAGGAAAAGGAGAUGAGACUCUUGAUAGCUCAAUUAGUCCCGGAAAUGUUGUUAUUGUUAUUGAUGAAUUGAGACAUCGAGUUUUCACUAGAAAAGGUGAUAAUCUCGUCAUGGAAGUUACAAUCGAGCUUGUCGAAGCUCUCUGUGGUUUCAGCAGGUCUUUCAAAACAUUAGAUGACCGGGAAGUUUUUUACACAUGCUUACCAGGAGAGGUUAUUCCUCAUGAGUGCAUUAAAGUUAUACAGGGUGAGGGUAUGCCACGAAAGUACGGCUCAGGAGAAAAAGGAGAUUUAUGGAUAUCUUUCAAAGUGAAUUUCCCAGUAUCUUUGGAUGCCAAAUCUAGAAACGGAUUAUCUGAGCUUCUUCCGGACAAAUGUAAAACACCAGCCAACGCAAGUGUUGGAAAAAUCAUGGAUUUGGUAGACAUAACACCAACUCAAACACAUCAUCAAUAUCAUGGUGAAGAGGGAGGAAACGUGCGUUGUCAUCAACAGUGA
Molecule: messenger RNA, 1173 nt
Organism: Auanema sp. JU1783
Lineage: Eukaryota; Metazoa; Nematoda; Chromadorea; Rhabditida; Rhabditidae
Source: the annotation of a GenBank genome assembly